AUGUCCUUCGCUGGCGCGCCCACAAAUGAAGACAGCGAGAGCUCGCUUCCACCUGGAUUCAGGUUCCAUCCCACAGAUGAGGAGCUCCUCUCCUUUUACCUACCCCGCAAAAUCGGCAACCAGCCCAUCCCGCUGAACGCGAUCGGCGACAUUGACAUGUACGGAUUCGAGCCGUGGGAGCUUCCAGGAAAGGCGAUGGUGUCGCUCAACGGUAGCGAUGAGUGGUUCUUCUUCGCGUCGCGCGACAGAAAGUACCUCAUGGGCACGCGCGCCAAUCGGAUGACGUCAUCCGGCUACUGGAAGGCCACGGGGAAAGACCGGCCCGUGUACGCCUCGCGAAAGGAGGGAAACGAAUCCCAAGGCGGCCGGGAGGAGAGCGAGUCGGUUAAAGAUGCCAAAAGCGGCCGCAUUGUCGGGUAUAAGAAGGGCCACGUGGUCUACAAAGGCAGGGCGCCGCGGGGGGAAAAGACGGCUUGGGUGAUGCACGAGUACCGCCUCGUAGAGCCUAGUGACGACCCGGACUCGCUGAUCGGUAGUACCGUUGAGGAAGCUUCGCAUGGUGGCGCCGUUAGUGGCAAGUCAAGUGAGGGCGGUAGGAAAGCAGCGUCGGGACGAGCUGGGGUUCCUCCCCAGGCGAUACAGCGACAGAAGCAGCAGCAACAGCUCCUGCGGCAGCAGCAGCAGGGGACGUCCACGUGGGUCGUGAUUCGCCUCUACAAACGCGACGCGAUCCCGUUUCAGGGCGACACGGCGAAGCGAAGCAAGCUGGGCAAUCUGAGGAAGGGGCUUUCAACAUCGCACCACGUCAAGUCGAUGUCCUUGCCUUCGUCCCCGCAGGAACUCGCAUCCGCCAAGUCGUGGCCCGCUUCGGACUCCCUCGAUGACGGUGUGGAUGCGGAAUCUGCGGAGGAUGACAUCACCGCUGCCGAGGAGAGUGAUGGAAUGAAUGUGGCGCCUGUAGGCGAGGGACCCAAUGACGCGGAUCUACUGCAUGGUAGUAGCAGAUUCGUGACGCGGGUUACUACAGCGAGCUCUGAUAUCGUCGGCAGGCACAGCGAGGAGGGUACAUUCUCCGGAGACGACGGGAGAAUCAGCGGAGCGAAAAGUGCGGGGGAGGCUAGUAAUAUUUGGAUGAGGUUGGACAGUGACGGAGGGAGCGUUCCUGACAGUGGACUCUUCUCAACGGAACCACGAAAUGCGAACGCUCAGCCGCAACUUGCGAUCACUGCGAGUGGCAGCAGCGAAAACCCACCGACCUGGAGUUAUCUUGGGUCAGUGCCGGUGGCUCGAGUGCCAUCGGCUCACACCAUCGCGUCGUUGGAAGCGCUUCUGCUGGCAGAUGAUAAUCCCGAUGUCACGGAACAAGUGAGCCACGACGCGAUGACGUGGACCCCACAUGACGUGUCCCAUCAAGUGGAUGUGACCCCGGAUGCGGCUUGGUGGUCUACACCCACGCAGAACGAUGGGCCGUCGGGAGUUGCUGGCGCUCAAGCGGGCUAUGAAACCGCAUCAGUUGCUCUCCUCCCAGGGGUGCAGUUUUCCACUCCACAGGAGCAGCUUGACAAGGAAGUCGCCGAAGCGCUGCAGCAAGUGUCGCACAUGCCUCACUUGCCUCACAUGCAGCACACGACGACAGAAUCAUCCAACCUGGCCUCCCUCCUGUUCGCAAACCUUGCAUCGCCUCCCAUCUUCCAGUCCGUCCCCUUCGUGUCAUUUCCAUCAUCCAUGCCCUUCACUCAGUCCGCGCCAACCACCACCUCUCAUGGAUCGUUCACCCAGCCAAGGGUUGCACAACUUCAGUGA
Molecule: messenger RNA, 1803 nt
Organism: Closterium sp. Naga37s-1
Lineage: Eukaryota; Viridiplantae; Streptophyta; Zygnematophyceae; Desmidiales; Closteriaceae
Source: the annotation of a GenBank genome assembly